Messenger RNA from Armigeres subalbatus, 3685 nucleotides. It is a transcript of the gene Grik, whose product is annotated as glutamate receptor ionotropic, kainate 2. Lineage: Eukaryota; Metazoa; Arthropoda; Insecta; Diptera; Culicidae. The coding region runs from base 666 to 3479 and encodes 937 amino acids. The transcript is spliced from 7 exons. Gene Ontology annotation, biological process: modulation of chemical synaptic transmission; synaptic transmission, glutamatergic; monoatomic ion transport. The record is from RefSeq and is a predicted model, not a curated record. Gene Ontology annotation, molecular function: glutamate receptor activity; transmitter-gated monoatomic ion channel activity involved in regulation of postsynaptic membrane potential. Gene Ontology annotation, cellular component: postsynaptic density membrane; plasma membrane.
CCCAUCACACCCAUCAGUCCACAGUCGAGAGCCGCCGUGAAAAGUUGUCGCGAACGGGAAAAGUGUCGCACGCGUGCGUCCUAGGCAGAUGUGAAAAUUUUCCAUUAUUCACUGGGGGAAAACGUGUGCGAUCUGCUCGGACAAGGAAGGCAAAAAUUUGAUUUUCGAUCGAAAAAAGUUGAUUGAAGUGGUGUGAAAUAGUGGAAAACCAUUAAUGAAACGUCGAUGAUUGCGUCGGUGAUGGAAAUGAGGUGAAAAUUGCGGCGGAAAACGAAAAAAAGUGAGUUCAAGUGCAAGAGAAAAUUUUCAAGUAGCUCACUUGGCAGUGAAGAAAAAUUCAAAGACAAGAAGAAGAUCGUCUGUCUUGAAAUCGAAUAUUUGCUUGAAUUGGAAGAAGGUAAAUAAAAACAAACGCUUUGCGUUUGUUUGACGACAACGAUUAAACGCCGGUAUCUACUGUUUGCAAACAAAUGAAAGCGGUGGUAAAUAAAUUCGAAUUGUGCUCCUGAUUAUUUCGAAUUACGAAACCAAUAAAAGUAUAUCAACUAUCAGCUACUGCCUCGGUUGGUUUCAGUGCGGUCUUCUCGAUGCCAUUUCAGUAAAACAUCGGCCGUACGUGAGUGUGUAUCCACGUGCAAAGAGGAACCAAAACAUAUGCCACCAGGAUGAUUAAUAGGAAAAGAAUGUUGCUGGUGCUGUUCGUGUUGGGCGCCAAUUUUGGUGCUCUUUGCGCUUACAACAGCGAUGCCGACGAAACGGUUGAGCACAUUAAAAUAGGCGGCCUGUUCGACGGAGACACCGACGAUGCCAUGCUUGCCUUCCAGUACGCUGUCGAAGCGGUCAACAACGAGAAACUGGCCUUUUCCAACUACAGACUGGAGGCCCAUCCGAUGACAGUAAAAUAUGGCGAUCAGUUCGACGUGUCCAAAAAACUGUGCCGGUUGCUGAAGUCCGGCGUGGCAGCUAUCUUCGGACCGAGUUCACCGAAAUCGGCCGUCCACGUGAACAGCAUAUGCGACGUCAAGGAAAUGCCCCACAUCGAAACCCGCUGGGACGCCCACACCCGUCUACCGACCAUCAACAUACACCCGCACCCCACGAUCCUCGGUCGGGUCUUCCUCGAUCUGGUGGUGGCCUUCGAAUGGAAGGACUUCACCAUCAUCUACGAAUCGGGACCCUGGCUGCCGGGCUUAUCGGAACUGUUGAAGAUGUACGACCCCAAAGGCUACACCGUAACGGUCCGGCAGCUGGACCUCAAGCUGAACGGAAACUUUCGACCAGUGCUGCGGCGCGUUAAAAUGUCCGAAGACAAUCACAUCAUUCUGGCGUGCUCAAUCGAUUCGAUGCCGGAGGUUCUGAAGCAGGCCCAACAGGUGGGAUUGCUGACCGACUAUCAUCAGAUCAUCAUUACCUCGCUGGACUUGCACACGAUCGAGCUAGAACCGUACCAAUACAGUGGAACCAACAUCACCGGAGUCAGAAUGGUCGAUCCGGAGGAGGAGAAAAUCCACCAAGUUACGGAGUUUCUGAACGCUUCGCAAAUAUCGAAAACACUGGAGUUAAAUGAGGGACUGAACCCGGCAACGAUGCGCGUCGAAACGGCACUGAUGUACGAUGCGGUUCUCGUGUUUGCAGAAGCGCUGCGGCACUUGAUCGGGAUCGAUCCUCCGCACCUGUUGGAAACGAUGCCGCUGAAGUGCGAUGAAGACGAUACGUGGCACAGUGGAUACAGUAUUAUCAACUAUAUGAAGUCAUCUACGGUGCAUGGGCUGACGCGGGGGGUGAAGUUCGACCACGAGGGCCAUCGGUCGGAUUUCCUGCUGGACAUUGUCGAACUUGGACCAGCUGGAUUGGAGAAGGUCGGCGUUUGGAACUCGACCGAGGGAUUGAACAUUACGCGGAAGAAGGAACAGAUGGCACUGGCUUUCGACGACGGAACUCUGCAGAAUCGUACUUUUAUCGUUUUGACGGCUAUUUCUCCGCCGUACGGGAUGCUGAAGGACUCGCCGACCCGGCUGACCGGUAAUGAUCGGUUCGAGGGGUUUGGAAUCGAUCUGAUUAACGAGCUGUCGUUGAUGUUGGGUUUCAACUACACUUUUGUGCUGCAGGAGGACGGUGUCUACGGUUCGUUGAAUCGCGAAACGGGCAAGUGGAACGGAAUGGUGCAGGAGUUGUUGGAGUGGCGCGCGGAUUUGGCCAUUACGGAUUUGACUAUUACGUCGGAUCGUGAGAGCGCCGUGGAUUUCACGAUGCCUUUUAUGAAUCUCGGCAUUUCUAUUCUGUACAGGAAGCCCACAAAAGAACCUCCAUCGCUGUUUUCCUUCAUGUCUCCGUUUUCUAAGCAAGUUUGGUUGUAUCUGGGCGGUGCUUACAUGAUGGUGUCGAUGUCGUUGUUUAUUUUGGGUCGUCUUUCACCGAAGGAAUGGGACAAUCCGUAUCCUUGUAUUGAAGAACCGGAAGAGUUGGAAAAUCAAUUUAGCUUGAGCAAUUCUAUGUGGUUCACAAUCGGUGCGUUGCUACAACAGGGUUCUGAAAUUGCACCAAAGGCUUCGUCAACCCGUGCCGUAGCGUCAAUCUGGUGGUUCUUCACGCUGAUCAUGGUUUCAUCCUACACUGCCAAUUUGGCUGCGUUUUUGACGGUCGAGCAAAUCAGUUCGCCAAUCAGCAAUGCAGAAGAUCUGGCUGCAGCCAGUGGCACCAUCAAGUACGGAGCCAAACGCGAUGGCAGUACGUUCAGCUUCUUCAAGGACGCUGAAUACAAAACGUACCAGAAAAUGUUUCAGUAUAUGUCGGAUAACCCAGAUUUGCUAACCUCAUCAAACCCGGAGGGUCUAAAUCGUGCCAAAACGGAAAACUAUGCUUUCUUGAUGGAGUCUUCCUCGAUUGAGUACAUUAUUGAGCGGGAGUGCGAUGUAACACAAAUCGGCGGAUUGUUAGACGACAAAGGCUACGGAAUUGCGAUGAGAAAGAAUUCUCCGUACCGGAGCGCUCUUAGUGAAGCGGUUCUUCGGCUCCAAGAGCAGGGCGUGCUCACAUCCCUGAAACGUAAAUGGUGGAAAGAGAAACGAGGUGGUGGCGCUUGCUCGCAAAGUUCCGCAGACGAUGGAGCCGAGGAGCUUGGUAUGGACAACGUGGGCGGUGUGUUCUUCGUCCUUUGUGUAGGUUGUUCCGUAGCUUUAGUCAUCGGCUGUUGCGAUCUACUGUGUGAAAUUUCGAAGCUCGCUCGACAGAACAAGGUUCCCUUCCGUGAUGAGCUCAUGGCCGAACUGCGGUUCGUGGCCAAGUGCUCCGGCAACACGAAACCCGUCCGCCAUCGAAAGAGUUCGUCCGGUUCGCGUCAUUCGUUGGAGUCGGGCCUGUCGGAGCAGCCCUCUGGCGAGGGGUCCCCCGGCGGCGAUCAACAGGCGACCUGCAAUGGCAAGUCGUCACUCAACGUGCAGCUGAAAUCCAACGGCCGGAAGGCGGCGCUGGACGAUUAAGGUUGAGUUUGAGGACGUAAUAAAUUUAUCUUGGAAACCGUUCAUAGUAGAGUGAUUUAGUUCAAAUAAUGCAGAAAUAGAAGAAUUAUUGAAUACAUUUGGAAUAACAAAAUGCUGUUUUGAAGAUCAAAGAAUCUCUAACGUAAUAUUUGAUUGUUUUUCUGUAUGACUAUUGAAUAAAAGCAAUUGUUUUGUUAAAAAUUUGA